Apodemus sylvaticus (European woodmouse) is the source of this 794-nucleotide messenger RNA. It is a transcript of the gene Lsm6, whose product is annotated as LSM6 homolog, U6 small nuclear RNA and mRNA degradation associated. The record is from RefSeq and is a predicted model, not a curated record. Gene Ontology annotation, biological process: mRNA splicing, via spliceosome; maturation of SSU-rRNA. The transcript has 6 exons. Gene Ontology annotation, cellular component: U6 snRNP; nucleolus; U4/U6 x U5 tri-snRNP complex. Lineage: Eukaryota; Metazoa; Chordata; Mammalia; Rodentia; Muridae. Gene Ontology annotation, molecular function: RNA binding. The coding region runs from base 297 to 539 and encodes 80 amino acids.
GUAAGACGGGAAAGCGCGCUGCCGGGGGCGGUUUCGGUUUUCGGCGCGCGCGUCCGCGGAGGCCCGGCCUGUGAAGGUUCUGGAUCCCGCGGCAAGAUGAGCCUGGGGCCGGGACAGGUGAAGCUGUGAUGAGUUACCCAAGCUGCACAGCUAAUUAAGUAGCAGAGGAGAUUAGAACUCAGGUUUCUUGCCUCCCAAAUUGUACAUGAAGGAACUGGAGUUUGGGGGUUUAACCUCUGGUUGGAAGUGACCCCAAGACUCAAGAGAGGAUUCUGGACCUUCGAGGAUUGUUAAAAAUGAGUCUGCGGAAGCAAACCCCUAGUGACUUCUUAAAGCAGAUCAUCGGGCGGCCAGUUGUGGUGAAAUUAAAUUCUGGCGUGGAUUAUCGAGGGGUGCUGGCCUGCCUGGAUGGCUAUAUGAACAUAGCACUGGAGCAGACAGAGGAGUAUGUGAACGGACAGCUGAAGAAUAAGUACGGAGACGCGUUCAUCCGAGGAAACAAUGUGCUAUACAUAAGUACGCAGAAGAGGCGGAUGUGAAGACACCGGGAGGGAGACACUGCUCUUCAGAGAUGGAAAGAUGAAGUUGUUUUGGUUCUCUUAUGAACUUAGCCUGUUUUCCUGGUGGUUGGUGGGGGCUUGUUUUGUCUUGUUUUUUUUAUUGACAUUGGAGUAAGAUAGAGGUAUUAUAUUACAAAUUGAACCUUAAGUUUGUCACAUUUGUGUCUCGUUCUUUAUUAUUUCUGCCUGUACAGAAUGCUACAUUAAAACAGUUUGUUCUCGAGGAUUAUCCUA